Molecule: messenger RNA, 246 nt
Organism: Sphenostylis stenocarpa
Lineage: Eukaryota; Viridiplantae; Streptophyta; Magnoliopsida; Fabales; Fabaceae
Source: the annotation of a GenBank genome assembly
AUGAAGAUAACUAAGGACAAAACAUUGAAGAAGUAUCUUACUGGUUAUAAUCUGCGAGGCACACUUCCGGAUUUCAGUUCCAUGAAUGCACUUGAAAUCAUUUAUGUGAACAACAAUACCAUAGAAGGCCCAAUUCCUGAUUUCCUUGGUCUUCUUCCUAAUCUCAGAACAUUGAAUUUGUCUUAUAACAGAUUCAAUGGUUCCAUACCAACAUCUCUUGAGAAUAAAAACAUUGAACUUGAGUAA